AUGGACUCGGACGCGAGCCUGGUGUCGAGCCGCCCUUCGUCUCCGGAGCCCGAUGAGCUCUUCGUGUCGGCCAGGAGCAAGAGCGGCGGCGGGGGCUUCUCGGCGGGCGGCACCGUCUCCAGUUCGACGCCCAGCGAUUGCCCGGCCGAGCUGAGCGCGGAGCUGCGCAGCGCCAUGAGCGCCGCCGGGGUGGUGGUGGUGGACAAGCUGGCCUUCAAGUCGCCCUCGUCCUCCUCGUCCUCCUCCACCUCUUCCUCUUCCUCCUCCUCCUCUUCCUCGGCGUCCAAGAAGGACAAGAAGCAAAUGACGGAGCCGGAGCUGCAGCAGCUGCGCCUGAAGAUCAACAGCCGGGAGCGCAAGCGGAUGCACGACCUGAACAUCGCCAUGGACGGGCUGCGGGAGGUCAUGCCUUACGCGCACGGCCCUUCGGUGCGCAAGCUCUCCAAGAUCGCCACCCUCCUCCUGGCGCGCAACUACAUCCUGAUGCUCAGCAACUCGCUGGAGGAGAUGAAGCGCCUGCUCAGCGAGAUCUACGGCGGCGGCGGCGGCG
Molecule: messenger RNA, 550 nt
Organism: Pseudonaja textilis
Lineage: Eukaryota; Metazoa; Chordata; Lepidosauria; Squamata; Elapidae
Source: RefSeq, a predicted model, not a curated record